CGACCUAUCGCCAAUGUCCCCGUAGAGUUGCUGUAUCGUCAUUCUUUUAUCCAUUUGUUUGCACCGACAACUUUGACACUCUUUUUUGUUUCUAUUACCUGCUGUACACUUCACUCCUUUGUGUACAGUCCCAGCCAUUCCUCGGGGGCAUCUUCGGGCAUCUUCGGACAUCUUGAGCUCCGAAAACAGCGCGUCAUUCACUCGUUUACUCGAUAAUACACUCGACUUUCGUUGCUAUUAUUGUCACUGUUAACAUCCAACUAGCUACCUUCUCUUCAAUCCUUCAAUUCAUAAGACCAAGAGCACUUCAUACACCCCGCAACUAGGGAAUGGCAUUGGUACGGGACCCGGAUUUCUGGCGCCGUUUCUCACGCGCCAUUCGCCUGGAUGAGGAAGCAAAGGGGCCUUCUGAGAGUGCAGAAACGGUGGUAUACUCACACGAGUGGAUUCAACGCCAACAACACAAGAAACGAAAGACCUGCGCCUGUGGAUUCUUGAUUGCCUUCCUCGUGUGUUUCUUCGUUGCAGCGGCCGUGGUGGUGAUUUGGUGGUUCGCUACGCACAACUGGCUACGUGAACCGCCGCAUGAGUCGCACGAAAAAGUCGAUUCCCAAUGAUCGCCCAGGCUCAUACCCUUCGAUUGUCGAUGAGCUUCUCGAGAGCGACAUCUUCUACUAUACAAAAAACGUGAUGGAUGAAUCCAGGGCUUCAACAAUCCAGCGUGAGAGAUAUGAUCAUCUGUGACUCGAUUAGCAGGAUUCCUUUGCGGCGUUGGGUGGUGUUAAUUUGAGAAAAUACCCUUUCUUUUGGUCCUGCUCUGAAUACAAGCCAGAGCCACUCAGGUCAUUCUUGGCGUUUGGCGUUAGGUCGAUUGAUACGAAAUUAAUUGCAUACAAG
Messenger RNA from Aspergillus ruber CBS 135680, 897 nucleotides. RefSeq lists its product as uncharacterized. The transcript has 2 exons. Lineage: Eukaryota; Fungi; Ascomycota; Eurotiomycetes; Eurotiales; Aspergillaceae. The record is from RefSeq and is a predicted model, not a curated record. The coding region runs from base 330 to 617 and encodes 95 amino acids.